GUCAGGUGUACCAUUUCUCUUGUUGAGACUACUCUGCUGACUCUUGACGAACUCUGUUUGGUAUCUGGAGCAGUCUCUUGAUGGAUUCUGUGUGGUAUUUUGUGUUGAGUCUUGCACCACUUCCGUCUGUUGAGACUGCUCCGCUGACUCUUGAAGAAUUCUGUGUGGAAUCUUGCGUUAAGUCUUGCACUUUCACCUUCCUCCCCUCCUUCUGCCCUUCCUCCUUCUCAGGACCGUUAGUCUGGAUCUAUUUACAGUUUCUCUUCUUCUCCAGAGACUGCCGUUGUUUGCUUGUAAGAGCCCGAUGAAUGCGAGUGCAGAGACAUCAUGAAUAAAGAAACUUUGACCGGCUUGAUCGACCUCACUUCAAAUCAACCAAUGAUGACAGACUUC
Meira miltonrushii is the source of this 393-nucleotide messenger RNA. RefSeq lists its product as uncharacterized. The record is from RefSeq and is a predicted model, not a curated record. The coding region runs from base 81 to 308 and encodes 75 amino acids. NCBI's taxonomy places the organism in Eukaryota, Fungi, Basidiomycota, Exobasidiomycetes, Exobasidiales, Brachybasidiaceae. The transcript has a single exon.